ACUUCAGCAAAGUCCUCGGGCACAUGUCGACCUGUAUCGACUGUUCUCCGUUCGACCCCAAAGAGGGCUCCUUUUCCUCAAAGCGCCCUAGCACGGCCAUAUGUCCCGGCGCAAACGGUAACGGACGCAAGGAAGGCAGAUCGAUCGCGUACAGAUAUUCCCCGCAAGGCGAGAAGCCUGGGGCCAUUUUGAGAUACACGAGUCCGAGAACGACUUUCGCGAUAUUGACUCCAGGCCGGCUGCCCUCUAACAGCGCCUUGAAGUGCGCAAGGGGCACGAUCCGGCAUCGCCGAACGUUGACCAGAUCGACCCAGUACACGCGUACAUAGGAGCAUCCAUCCAAGUCGACGGCAGAGCCUUUGUAUGCGCCGAUGGACUGGGGUGUGUGAAGGACACCGUGGCUGAAAUCCAUGUUAGUGGAUAAGGUCGAAGUUGCGACUAGUUCGGCGGCUUCGAUUCGUGUCAGACACCAUGGUACGAUUGGCAAGCAGAAAAAUGAGCCUUGAGAGUAAGUAUGUGGGCAGUAUACCAGAAAUUUCUAGUCAAUUUACGACCAUUAGAAAGUCGCGCCAGUGCAAACAAAAGUCUGUAGCAGUUUGCUCUGCCUUUGUGUGGAAAAGUGGGUCCGGGCCGAAAGGGCCGGGACACGAUUUUUGGCAUGACAUAGGGAAUAUGGUCCGACAGGGUGAUGCUAACAAUCUCGAUGACUUUUGCUAUCGCCGCUUCUCUCAUCCUUGCCACCCCGUAUUCGCACCAUGCACUGCCAAGAGGGUUGAUUACCGUCUUCUACGUCCCGUCAUGAGAAUAUCGACGAGCGUAUCCAUGCCUGAAGCAUGCGACACUGUCAUGCGACGCGCGAAUUCCGAAUUCCGAAUUUGGACCCGGCCGAUAUCCCUGCAACUUUACGAGGCUGCGCUGCCCUUUCCUUCGCAGCUACGGGAGCCUGAGGCGUCGGAGUGCAGUGUUUCAUAUCGCCCUCAGCCAUCGCUUGGGUUCGACCUGUCAUGAAGCCAUGAUUUUUAUGCAGCAGGGAUUCCGAAGGUCCGAGAUCAACCAACACACAUUCCGAAUGAUUGGCUGUGCCGUACUCCUGAUAUAAGGCCGAAGCGCGACUCCUACACGAUCAGUCACUUUGCACUCUUUUCCGACCUCGUCAUGUCCAGCGUGCGGAAAGACCUGAAAGCCUGCAUCAGGCAUUUCACCCCUUCAUGGCAUACAGUGGUGAUGGGGACUGGCUCCGUCUCCGGCCUGUUCUCCCACUUUUAUAUAGGACAAGACACCCAGGCGAUUAAAGCGCUCACAUUGCUCUUCUUCUUCCUGAACCUUGGCUUUUUCGUCCUCAUUUGCUCGGCUACCAUUGCACGCUACGCGCUGUAUCCCAAGGUCCCUAUGGUCCGUGAUGCUGCGACACCCAGCGCAAAGUCUCUUCAUGGGCGCGUUUCCUAUGGGCGCGGCAACACUCAUAAAUACUGCGGUCGUUGCGCACCAGAGAUGGCAAUGGGGCGGUACGGGAUUCCUGUGGGCCUUGUGGGGAUUCUGGUGGUUGGAUUCCGCGGUGUCAUUCGCGAUGGCCGUUGGAAUGCUCUACGUAAUGAUGGCGACCACCAGCAUUCACUGCAAGCCAUGUCCCCGCUCUGGUUGCUCCCAGUGGUCACCCUCAUUGUCGCAUCGUCAACUGGUGGGAUUGUGGCAGCAGCCUUUCCCGGGCACCAAAGUGUUGUCGCUCUCACAACGGCAGUCUCAUUCACGAUGUUGGCCAUGGGUCUUUCUGUGGCCCUCAUGAUGAUCACUGUAUAUCUCAUGCGCUGCAUCAUUCACGGACCGCUGGACACGGGCAUCAUCCUCUCGUCGUUCGUUGUCCUGGGACCUUUGGGCCAGGGCGGAUUCUCUCUGCUCCAAAACUCGGCGAAUCUGUCUUUGAUUGACCUGGGACCUUUAAUCACCGCCUCAUCGAUCCAGGGGGCGUGUCUUUGUGCUGCUUGGGUUCUCUUUAGCAUGGGCAUUAUCUGGCUGUGCAUCGCUGUCAUGGUCAUCGGAAACACGCUCGUCCAGAAGCGGAUACCAUUCAGUGUCGGCUACUGGGGCAUGAUUUUCCCGAACGGUGUGUUCGCCCUGCUCGCCGUGCAACUGGGGGUUGUGCUCGAUAGCAAAGUCAUGAGCUACAUUGGAGUCGUGCUUUCAAUCGGCGUUUUCCUCCUCUGGGUCUUCGUUGUUACCAAGACUAUUCCGGCCAUCUGGAAUACGACUGUCUUCCACUCCCCCUGUGUUGCCAAAUAUGACGAGGAGAAUGCUGCCCUGGAGUCUAAGCCUAGCACCGAUGCAGGAUUGCCAUGAUGGUGUCGUCGGUUGGAAGCUUUUCCCGUUGAUUCUAUUUGUACAAUCGAUGCCUACGUACGGGUUUCUUGAUUGGAUUGUGUCCUAGUAAUAGACAGACUUUGCCUAUCAUCGCGAUAGUAGACUAUCCUUCCUGUCCUUGUCUUUUUAAAGGCAGCACAUCUCCCUGCGCGUCCGAGCCGCACCCCGCCACUCUCCGGUAUUCUA
Molecule: messenger RNA, 2541 nt
Organism: Mycena citricolor
Lineage: Eukaryota; Fungi; Basidiomycota; Agaricomycetes; Agaricales; Mycenaceae
Source: the annotation of a GenBank genome assembly